GCGGCCCAUUCAAGCUGAAGUCCACGCUUGACGCUCACCUCUAUGAAUUAAUCCGUCUUCGUUACCUGCCCUCGCGUACUCAUCUCAUCUACUCACAAAUCACCUCCUUGUUUCGCCAUGACGUCGAAGUACAACGUGGCAGGACUGCUCUUCACGGGACUGGCGUUCCAUUUGAUUUAUCUCGCUUCUGUAUUCGACUGCUACUUUACUAGCCCUGUGGUCCAUGGAAUGCAAAGCCAUGCGCUGCCUAGUGGGGAGGCUAAGCGACUCGUUCUAAUCGUCGGCGACGGGCUGCGCGCGGACCUGCUCUUCACGAAGAACGGGUUCCCCGCCGACACGCGCGGGCCGGAUGCGCCCGCCGUCGUGGCGCCGCACCUGCGGUCCAUCGCGGAGACGCGCGGCGCGUUCGGGAUCUCGCACACGCGCGUGCCGACGGAGAGCCGGCCGGGGCAUGUCGCGAUCAUCGGUGCGUGCGCGCUCCCGCCACGCCGUAUUCAGCUCCCGCGGAUCUCACGCUGCUUGUGUUGUCGCGCUUCGCAGGGGGCAUGUACGAGGACGUGUCGGCGGUGAUGAAGGUGAGCUGCGAUGCGCCUGCUUCCGGUUGGGCGCGGCGGAGACAUGCGUUUGCAGGGCUGGAAGACGAAUCCGGUGCGUGCUGCCGCCGACUGCGUGGGAGGACGGGUGACCGAGCCGUGCCGCGGCGCCGCACCAGGUGGACUUUGACUCCGUGUUCAACCAGUCGAGCACGACGUUCUCGUUUGGGUCGCCGGACAUUCUGCCGAUGUUUGCGCGCGGGGCGGUGCCGGGGCGGGUGCUGACGUGGUGCUACGACGAGAGCGAGGAGGAUUUCACGAAAGGUGGGUUGGUUUUCGUCGCCGCGCGAUGGUAUAUGGCUUCUGACGGCCAGAAUCCAGACGCUACAGCCUUGGACAUCUGGGUGUUUGAUCAACUGCAAUCGCUGUUCAGAAACGCGACAACGGAUGCUGCGCUGGAUGCGCGACUGCGUGCUCCCCAGGUGGUCUUCUUCCUGCAUCUGCUCGGUCUCGACACGACGGGCCACUCGUACCGUCCCUUUUCGGCCGAGUACAUGAACAACAUCCGCGUCGUGGACGACAUCGUCCGGCGCACGGAGCGAGCCGUGCGCGAUUUCUUCCAGGACGACGAGACGAGCUACCUCUUCACGGCGGACCACGGGAUGUCGGUCAUCGGGAACCACGGGGACGGGCACCCCGACAACACACGCACGCCAGUGGUCGCAUGGGGCCGCGGGGUCCGCGGACCGCUCCCCGAUACGUCCCCGACGUCGCACGACGCAUCCUCGUCGCCGUGGGAGCUCGGACAUCUCUACAGGAGGGACGUCGAGCAGGCGGAUCUCGCGCCGCUCAUGGCUGCGCUGCUGGGCGUGAACUGGCCUGUCAACUCGGUCGGAGUGCUGCCGGAUGUUGACUCCUCGCGUCCGGGGUUCUUGGCCCCGGCUGGCGGCGAGCGGAGGCUUGCGGAGGCUUCUGCUGUGAAUGCAAGGAUGAUUUUGGAGCAGUAUCGAGUGAAACACGAACUGAAGCAAUCGCAAACUGUCUGGUACAAGCCGUUUCCCCGGUUUGUUGCAUCGCCGAUGGACAGCAUCGAGAAAGCUCUGGACGCACAGCAAUGGGACUCCGCGCGGAAGCUGGCGGCGGGGGUCAUACAAGACGGGCUCGACGGGCUGCGCUACCUGCAGACGUACGAGCGAAGACUGAUCAAGGGCAUGGUCAUCGCCUCCUAUCUCGGCUGGGCGGCGUACGCCGCGCUCUUCAUCCUCCGACCGCUCGACACACAUGGGAUCUCGGUGCGCGGAUACCAAGUCGUCACGAGCAUUGCGCUCGGAGUCCUGGGUGCCUUUUGGGCCCUGUUCGCUGUCCAGAAAUCGCCGUGGACGUAUUACGUGUAUGUGGCGUUUCCGUGCUACUUCUGGCAGCAGGUCGUCCUGCAGAUGACGCCGUAUAUCCGUGCUCAGAACAGCGGAGGAUGGCGGUUUGGACGGGGCCUGUUCUAUGCGGCGGCAGUGUUUGUCGUCCUGCAGAGCAUGGUGCUGGCUUACGUGCACCGGUUUAUCUGGAGCGUCGGUUUUGUUGUCAUUGGUGUCCUGUGGCCGAUGGCAUCAGGACUGCGCGAGACUCGUCUGUGGUCCUUGUCGUGUCUUGUCACGGCUAUAUUCCCGCUGUUAUCUGUGGACAAGGAGGAAACCAUCUUGGCUAUCACCUUUGGCGGAUGCUCCAUGCUCGCUUGUGCUGCUCUCUAUUUCAAGUUCGGUGGGCUGAGCAAACUACCGACACGGCUAUUUGCCAUUCAGGUCGGGCCUCGAUCGUGUCCGUAAACACUUCCCUCAACUGGCUGCAGGCAGGACUCAUUGUGGCAGCCAUGAUCGUCACUACAAGCUCCGUGUAUCAUCUGCAGAAUAAGCUGGGGCUGCCACUUGCCAAUCAAGUUGCAGGGUGGGUGAUCCUUGUGCUGGCGUCGGCGUUGCCCUUUGUGACGACCACAUCGGAUACCGAUGCGAACUCAAAGCUGCUGAUGUACUUCCUGGCGUUUGGCGUCUGUUUUGUGAUUCUUUCCAUCAGCGUGGAAGGACUGUUCUACGUCGCGUACUCGUCGACUCUGUUGCUGUGGAUCCAGGUCGAGCAAUCGGUGCGGGGGAAGGACAUCAGGGCCUCUGCACAGUACAGGUUUCAUGCAGACGAUAUCAGGAUCGCGUUGUUCUUCCUGUUUUUCGUGCAGGUCGGAUUUUUCGGGACGGGAAACGUGGCCUCGAUCUCGUCGUUUUAUCUGGCGCCAGUGUAUCGAUUGAUCCCGAUAUUCAGUCCAUUUGCCAUGGCGCUGCUUCUGGUGUUCAAGAUUGUGGCGCCGUACAUUAUGCUUUCGGUCGUGUUUGCGACCCUGAACAACGCGUUGCGCUUACCGCCGUUCUCGCUCUUCCUCGUCGCAUUGACUCUCACAGACGGGAUGACUCUCGCGUUCUUCUUCAACGUGACGGACACGGGUUCGUGGCUGGAAAUCGGCCAGUCGAUCACCUUCUUCUGUGUUGCAUCGCUGCUGCUGGUGUGGUCUGCGGGCGUGUGUAUCGGUGGCGAGUAUCUCAUGGCCGAUGUAAUUUUAGAAAAGUAGUCGAUAGAUAUAUCAACCACUACAAGUUGGCUGCACUGACCGCCCAUCAUGGCACUCACUCUUUUUCUGCGCACCCUCUGGCGACGGUUUCGUCUCUCGCUCUCAUCCAAUAAGCUCCUGCUGCCAGGGCUGUGGGAUCCCGCUCGGCGCGAGAACAGCCAUUCGGAGCCGCUGGACGAAUGGCGGAACACGAUUCUCC
This is a messenger RNA of Mycena citricolor, 3340 nucleotides long. Lineage: Eukaryota; Fungi; Basidiomycota; Agaricomycetes; Agaricales; Mycenaceae. The record is from the annotation of a GenBank genome assembly.